AUGCGCCUCUUCCUCCUGCCCAUAUCCACGCGGCGCUCGCUCAUCUACUGCGAGAAGCUGCACGAGAAAGCCGCCAGCGAGCGCGGCGUGCUCGACAAGAUCACAAACAAGGCGAGCGAGACAUGGCUAGCAUGGGAAAAGGACGCAAAAGCGCCGUUGAACUGGAAAAAACGCGUUACCCAGGCCGGCAAUCAGGCCCUCAACCGGAUUCCCUUCGAGGAAUGGGGGCUCAAGACGAUACCCGCCCUGACCACCAAGCGGAAGCUGGCGAUAGUUGAGGGGCGGGAGAAGUACCAGGUCAUAUAUCCAGGGCUGUUUCUACAGCAGGAGAGGGUGCCCGAGAUACUCCAGAAGCUGGCAAAAGAAAAGCAGACCAUGUACAAGAGCAAAAUGAUAUGGAGCAUCGUCGCGAUGCCAUUUACCGCGCCCUUUGCGCUGAUUCCUAUAAUCCCUAAUCUGCCCUUCUUCUACCUCGUCUACCGCGCCUACUCGUACUGGAAAGCCCUGACCGGCUCUCAGCACCUUGAGUUCCUUCUAAAACACAACCUACCCACGCCCAAUCCCUCUUCAGAGCUCGACGAAGUCUACACCGCAGGCCUCAUGUACCCUACCCGCCAGGUCUCGCGCGCCGCACCACGACCGUCGAGAGAGCAGGCAGAGGAGGUAGCGCGAGUCGUGGAGUCGCAAACAAACGGCGGAACCGAAGACGUGAUGGUGCUGCAGCGCUGGAACGGAAAGCUCAUCGCCGAGCAAUUCCACCUGCCAGACAUGGAGGUCGAGAUCGAGCGCGCAGUAGAGCAGGUGGAGCAGUCUAUCAAGGCGAAAGACGAGCUCAUAGAAGAGAAGCUCGAGCUUGAGAAAGCAACAGCAACAGGAGGGCAGACAGCUAAGGAUGUGCUGCCCAAGGCCGUAAUACAACCCCUGGAAGAAGCCGAAAAGCGGAUCCAUGAAGAGGCUGAGAAGGUCGCAAAGGAGAUGCCAUCCAAAGACGAGAAGUCUUAA
Molecule: messenger RNA, 1002 nt
Organism: Didymosphaeria variabile
Lineage: Eukaryota; Fungi; Ascomycota; Dothideomycetes; Pleosporales; Didymosphaeriaceae
Exons: 2
Coding region: 1-1002 (333 amino acids)
Biological process (GO): proton transmembrane transport; potassium ion transport
Cellular component (GO): mitochondrial inner membrane
Source: RefSeq, a predicted model, not a curated record